UGUAUGCACUAUAGCCCCAUUAGUCUAUUCUCUGUUGCCCUGAGAAUCUGUUUGCUACCACUGUGAAUUCCAUCUUGACCAAAGCUGAUAGUGUUAAUUCCGCAUUUUGUUGUUACAGCCUAAAUUCUAGAUUUUUCUUUCUUCGCCAAUCUACACACAAUACCCCAUAAUGACAAAGUGAAAACAUGUUUUUGAAAUUUUUGCAAAUGUAUUGAAAAUUAGAUGCAGCAAAAUCUAAUUUACAUAAGUACUCUGCCUAGAGCUGGACCUCUGACCAAACUGAGGAAAAAAGUCAAGGGGUAUGAAUACUUUCUGAAGGAACAGCCUAUCUGACCCAGUUUAUCAGCAGAACAAGACCAAGGCCAGAAAGGCACAUCAGAAAGGGAAGCUAAUAUCAACCCUUACUUUGCAUUCAUGCUUACAUUAUGGCUCAAGAACAGUUUGCUUGAUGGUGCUAUUCGCACUGUGAAAUUGCCUGCUUUUUUAAAAUAUUUUUUUUACUAUACCGAAGGGACCUACCUCCCUGCUGAGCCACAGCUUUGAGAGAAACACCUACACAUACACCUACAGACCUCAAAUGAAUGACAGUCACAGCACCAUGUGUUACAUACUUUAGAUCCUCCUUUAUGACGUCAAGUCAGGAUAGGCAGCAUUCCAACACCUACAUUUCUCAUUAGUAAAAGCACUGUGUCCUCCCCAAGGCGUCGUUGUCGUUUGUAUCUGCAUUCAGCCAAAUCAUAUCUCUCCUUGUGUUUAAGUGCGUUUUAAUCACAUUUAUUGUUUUGGUCUGUCCUGAGGUAUUUCUGUAAUAUAAUAGGCUGGAGAAAUGUCUUUAUGAUGAAUGAACCUUAACACCAAACAAACAAGUGUUUCCCCCUGUAGUCCCCCUAAUGCAGAAACUAACAGAAACUAUAAUGGGUGGGAAGUACUGAAACAAAUAAUGAGCCUCAUCAGCAUUUGACUUUGUGUUUGUUCUCAUGAGGGUGUCUUGAGAGUCAAUAAAUAUAUUUGCCCUGCAGGUCAGACAUGGAACAUAGCUGCAAAUGUGAAAUGAAUGGUAAUUUGUGUAAAUAUAGGUUUAGGAUCAACACAGAUUCUGUCUAUUCUCUGGUCUGUCUGACUAAUUUACAGAUUGCGAUUUCAGCAGCAGGUUGCAGCUGUGUAGUUGACGAAUCUCUGAAAAUACCCCUUGACUUUUUCCACAUUUUGUUGUGUUACAAAGUGGGAUUAAAAAUGAUUUAAUUGUCAUAUUAUGUCAAUGAUCUACACAAAAUAUACUCUAACUGGCACAAAAAUGCAACUUUUUUAUAUUAAUGGAAAAUAAAAUACUAAUAUAUUUUGAUUAGGUAAGUAUUCACCCCACUGAGUCGAUGCAUGUUAGAAUCAACUUUGGCAGCGAUUAUAGCUCUGAGUCUUUCUGGGUAUGUCUCUAAGAGCUUUACAAAGCUUUACAAACCAGGAUUGUAAAAUAUUUGCCCAUUUAUUCUUUUAAAAAUUAUUCCAGCUCUGUCAAGUUGGUUGUUGAUCAUUGCUAGAUAGCAUUUUUCAAGUCUUGCCAUAGAAGAUGUUCUGAAUGUUUGGUAUACUCAGUGUAUAUUUGGCCUUGUGUUUCAGGUUCCUGGUCUUCCUGAAAGGUGGAUUUGUCUCCCAGUGUCUGUUGGAAAGCAGACUGAACCAGGUUCUCCUUUAGGACUUUGCCUGUGCUUAGCCCUAUUCUUUUUAUUUUUAUCCUUAAAAAAAAUACUCCCUACUCCCUGACGAUGACAAGCAUACCCAUAACAUGAUGCAGCCACCACCAUGCUUGAAAAGAGUGUGACUCAGUGAUGUAUUGUGUUGGAUUUGCACCAAACAUAACACUUGGUAUUCAGGACAUAAAGUUAAUUUCUUUGCCACAUUAUUUUACAGUAUCACUUUAGUGCCUUAUUGAAAACAGAAUACAUGUUUUGGAAUAUUUGUAUUCUGUACAGGCUUCCUUCUUUUCACUCUGUCAUUUAGGUUAGUAUUGUGGAGUAACCACAAUGUUGUUGAUCCAUCCUCCAGUUUUCUCCUAUUACAGCCAUUUAACUCUGUAACUGCUUUAAAUCACCAUUGGCCUCAUGGUCAAAUCCUUCCUUCCUCUUCCUCAACUGAGUUAGGAAGGACACCUUUAUCUUUGCUGUGACUGGGUGUAUUGAUACCGCAUCCAAAGUGUAAUUAAUAACUUCACCGUGUUCAAAGGAAAAUUCUAUAUCUUAUUUUUUUAUACUUUUUUUUUAGCCAUCUUCUUUGCAAACCAUUGGAAAACCUCCCUGCUCGACUGAGAGACCUUACAGAUAAAUUGUAUGUGUGAGGUACAGAGAUGGUGGUAAACACCAUUAUUUCACCCAGUUAGUCCAUGCAAUUUAUCUGACUAGUUCAGCAAAUGUUUACUUCUGAAGUUAUUUAGGCUUGCCAUAACAAAGGAGUUUAAUACUUAUUGACUCUUGACAUUUCACCUUUCCAUUUUUAUUAAUUUGUAAACAUUUCUAAAAACAUAAUUCCACUUUGACAUUAUGGGGUAUUGUGUUAAGAUCAGUGACACAAAAUCUACAUGUAAUACAUUUUAAAUUCAGGCUGUAACAACAAAAUGUGGAAAACAUCAAGGGGUGUGAAUACUUUAAAGUCACGGUAGUUGUUUCACUAACUCACCUGACUACUGUGCAAGCUGUUGUCAACCGUCACAACACACACCCACACACAAUCACACAUAUACCUGACUAGCUGGAAGUACCUUCUUUGGCAGUGGUGACAGCAGCUUUGUUGGACAGUCACAAACUUAUUUCAUUCUUUCAACUCCAUUGCAGAAGAAAGAUAUACGGGCUUCUGGUAGGAGAAAAUGAUGGCUGAGGCGGGGGUCCUGGAGAUGUUUUCGGAGCAGGAGCUGACCUGCUCCAUCUGCUUAGACCUGUUCAACGACCCAGUGUCGACGCCCUGCGGACACAACUUUUGCCAGGGUUGCAUCGGAGGCUACUGGGCCUCCAGCACCACCUGCACCUGCCCGCUCUGCAAGCACCAGUUCCCCGAGCGGCCUCAGCUCAACAUCAACCGAGUCUUCGCCCAUAUCGCUGAGAAAUACAAAGAAGCUCACUACGGCACAGGAAAGCCGCACAUGUCGGACGUGAAUACACCGGGAGCCAUGGCCAACAGCAACCCGUUCCUGGAGGAGAUGAUCAAAUGUGAUGUGUGUACAGGGAAGAAACAAGUGGCGAUCAGCUCGUGUUUGACCUGCACGGCCUCCUACUGCGAGGCCCAUGUGCAGCCUCACCUGAACACGCCCUUCUAUGCCAACCACCAGCUCCUGGAGCCCCGGGAAGCGCUUCGCGGCCGCACCUGCCCAUUGCACCACCGGCUUCUGGAGGUGUACUGCCGCACGGACCAGAUCUGUAUCUGUGCCAUCUGUGUGCUGGAGGAGCACCGCACACACCGCACCGUGUCUGUGCAGACAGAGCGAGUCAACAAACAGAAACUCAUUGGAAAGACGGAACUGGAGAUUCAGAACCGGAUUGAGGGGAAGCACUUCCGUCUGAAUGAGCUCAAGAGCCGACUGGAGACCGUCAGGAACUAUGCACGGGGUGAGAUGUCGGAGGUGGAGCAGUUGCUGGGGGAGCUGAGUCGCUCGGUGGACAGGAUCCGUGAAGAGCUGGUGGGCGGGAUGGAGGAGAAGCGGGCGUCAGUGGAAACACGGGGGGAGGGGCUAGUGACCCGUUUGGAGGCGGAGCUUGGCCAGCUGAAGGUGCGGCGAUCCAGACUGGAAGCCCAGGCCACGUCUGAGGACCACAUUGGCUUCCUCCAGAGUUUUGAGGAGGCGAGUGCCCCCAUACAGGCAGACUCUGACACCCAGGAGUUGGAUGCCGAGGCGGAGGUGUCACUGCAUUUCUCUCUGGGGGAGGUGAAGGUGGCUCUGGGGGAAUUGAAGAAGAGUAUGGAUGAGAUCCGCAUGGGGGAGGUGCAAUCCCGAAGCUCCCUUACUUCCCUACGGGAGAGCGACAGUAUGAUGAGUAUACAGACACUACGGACCACUAAGAGUCAGUGGUCUCUACGAGAUCUAAAAAAGAUCAAAUCUGGAUCAGGGCUGAAGAAGAUCCAGUCUUAUUUAGAGGAUGUGACGCUAAACCCAGUGACGGCGUACCCCUUCCUCAUCCUCUCUGACGACAGGAAGCAGGUAAAGAGAGGAGAGAAACUGCAGUUCUACAGGAACAGCACCCAACGCUUCGACGUCUGGUCUUGCGUGCUGGCCAAAGAGGGCUUCAACUCGGGGCGACACUACUGGGAGGUGAAUGUGGGUGAGAAUAAAGACUGGAAGGUGGGCGUGGUGCGGGAGUCAGCCCAGAGGAAAGGGCUGUUUGACAUGAGCCCUAAUAGUGGUUACUACGCCCUCUGGUGGGGGGGCACCCACCUGCGCGCCCUCACUAUUCCUGCCCUCACCAAGGUUAAGACAUCGGUGCGCCUCCGCAGAGUGGGUGUCUACCUGGACUGUGAGGAGGGUCAGGUGACCUUCUACAAUGUCAAGACUGGCUCGGAGGUGUACAGCUUCAGCGUGCCUGAGUUCUCUGAGAGGAUGUUUCCUCUACUGGGCACUGGGGACAGGGAGGUGCCCCUGGCUCUCAUGAUCACACAGUGUAGCAGCGUGCCCGAAUGAGAGGAUAGUGAGAAUGAAUGGUGAGAUGACAUGAGUGUGUGCAUGCAUAGACAAUUUAUGAAAGUGAAAAUGUGUUUUAGGGUGAAUUUGCUUGAAGAUUAAAGUGUGGUUAGCUUGGAUGAGUCAGUGGGAAAGUGAGUGCAAGUUUGAGUGGAUGAUGAACAUAUUGGUGAAAAUAUUUUAGGUUGAUUGUGCUUGAAGAUGAGGUAUGUGAGAUGGCAGAAGGGGACCAAGAGAAAUGGAGUCGUAUGGCGUGAAAAUAAGAUGGAGAGAAGUCUCAUCUUUACAUUUUGCCUGCAACCUCCAAUUCAGCUGUUGGCAUUGUCCAGUACCCACUGAACAUUUGACUCAUUGCACACACACUGGUUCACAAUGCACUGAAAAGCAGGUGAUGGGGCAAACACUUGUGUGGAAUCUUUUAAUUACUUCAUGGUCAGGAAUCAGUAAGUCAGAAUUGAUAUCUGAAAUCACAAUGGUACACUUGUAUUCUAACCCUCUUUGUUGUCACAAUUUUCUAAUAUUUGUGUCAAAAUGGCUUCAGUCUAAGGUUCUUAUUUAUCUUGGUGGAUAGGUCCAGCUGUGUAGUGUUAGACAAAAACGUGCACCCCUUGGGGUCCCGAGGACCGAGUUUGGGAAACGCUGCACAACCUACUUUUGUUCUAUAUCUGGAAUUGAAUUCUGUCCUAUUUGCAGCAUUGUGUACAUGUUUUACAGUUGUCAGAAUGGUGGACGAUGAUCAUAGACAUUUGCUUAAUGACUAUCCUUACACAAUUCAAGUGGACAACUGUGAAAGAUGCUAUUAGCUUGUAAGGCUAUUUACAGCAAUGAGUUGGUAAUUUAUUUUGUGGCAGUAUUGCUUGUUAUCGUCUGUUCUGUCCCAUGUGUUUUUAAAUAUUUUAACAAUAAAAAUGUAUUGGGUGG
Messenger RNA from Oncorhynchus nerka (sockeye salmon), 5578 nucleotides. RefSeq names its product E3 ubiquitin/ISG15 ligase TRIM25-like. The transcript is spliced from 10 exons. Bases 2855 to 4657 code for a protein of 600 amino acids. The record is from RefSeq and is a predicted model, not a curated record. Gene Ontology annotation, molecular function: protein binding; zinc ion binding. Lineage: Eukaryota; Metazoa; Chordata; Actinopteri; Salmoniformes; Salmonidae.